Molecule: messenger RNA, 1941 nt
Organism: Symbiodinium natans
Lineage: Eukaryota; Dinophyceae; Suessiales; Symbiodiniaceae
Source: the annotation of a GenBank genome assembly
AUGUGCUAUGAAGAGACACGGCCAUCACUUCGGCGAUGUUUCCGCUUCUGCGCAUCUUUGGGCAGCAUCCUCGCUGUAAUUUCUAUUUCUGUCCAGCCCUUGUUGAAGAAGCGGCAGAUGCUGGGCAUGAUGCGGGGGAACACGACAGAGACGGCUGAUAUGACUGUCUUUGCAGCGGCACCUGCCACGAACAUGUCAGUUCCUGACGUUUCGCUGGCACCUGCGUUGGAGCUUCCGCCGGAAACGGCUCCACCUUCCACAAGUUUUUUGGCCGGUGGGGCAGCACCAAGAGUUUGCGAUUCGGAGGAAAUCUCCGAUGCUCUGCAUAGCGUUUUCCAGGCCGAUGCAGUACAUGCGAUGCAAAGCGUGGCGUCGCCAGAUCCUGGAGGUGUCUCCAAAUGGUUCCGGAUCGGACUGCUCCGCAGUUGUUGUGCUGCAGGCAGAUGUCAAAGAGUGGGGGGCGAUGUUUUCCUGGCUUUUCUCGAAGGAAGAACUGAGGACGGCCUGGACCUCGUGACCCAACCUUUGGUGCAUGAUCUUCAGAACGGUUCCUACACACUGCUUGUUGCUGCUGAUUCGCUGCUGCCCAGUGGAACCUAUACUUUAAGAGUUUACUUGCACCAGGCCUUGAAUCGUUCUGUCUACCAGCACCUUGCCCAGGGUAAGCCCUGGCCCCUUGCAGAUCCCUCCGGCAAACAAAGUGCUUUGGACACAUUUGACCUGCACCUCUCCUCUUCCAAGAUCCUUGGCAAAGAUCUGCGAUCGAUGUAUGUGCACCUUGUAGCCAAUGCCUCCGUGGCGGGGACUCCCUGGGAGCUGCGGUGGAGCUGGCCAGGGCCUGGGCCAUGGACGUCGGCCAUGGCAAGGUUGCCACCUUGUCCAAGACACUCAGGUGUCUUCCGCCGGGAGGGUGGGUUCUGGCUUCAAGUGGGAGGCGCUCUCAAAUGUUCCAAUCUGGGGGUCGGUGGUUGUGGUGAGCUGGGCCUACUGCGCCCGGACCCUGAGUUCCAUCAUGUCUAUGUCGAGCGCUCCUGUUACUAUCCCGUGCGCAAUGGGGCGGCCAUACAAUCUUGCCUGAAAAAGCAGAAGGUAGUUUUGUUAGGCGACUCCACUACACAAGGGCUCCUCAGCGAAGCACUGGUGAUGUGGAGCGAGAAAAAGCCUUACAAGAGCUUCGAGAACAAGAGCGAUGUUUGCAGCUACAAGCAGCACUAUGAGCCACGCCGCGGCCGAUGGGUUGGCCAAUGGACCAGCCCCUACUGUGAUGCGAAGGGAAGUGUUACGAUGUCGGACGUUACCUUGGGUGGACGCGCCGUCAUUCAUUCUCCGCAGUGGAGCUACUUGCGCUCACCGCAGUGCAAAGGGUUGGGUAAUUUGGCCGACAGGCAAGUUGGCCGGGAGCUUGCAAAGCAGCUGAACGCUUUCAGCAUUGUUGUCCUACACUCUUGUGAUCACGACCUGUGCAACAAGAUCAACCCGAAGCCAAAACUUUUGCAACAAUACAGGAUCAACCUGAAGAGGUUGGCAAAAUUGCUUCAGGCACAUGCAAAGAGAAAGCGGAUCAUUUGGCUGUCUUGUGCUGCGCAAGGCAACCUAGCAGCAACACAGUAUUUUACACAAACGCAACUGUUCAAGUGGCGAAUGGACCGACUUGCAUUGGAGAUGUGCAGGGAGAAUGGCUGGGAGUUCGUGGAUGUGUUUUCCUUGACUUCAGCCGCGCUGCUCCGGCUUAAAUGGUGGCACCAUCGGGGAAAGGCUGGGGACGUGCACACUCACUCGCAUUGCUGCCCCUUCGGUGACCGUGCAGAGCUUGCGCAGCUCGAGUUGGCCAAGAUGCAGGAGGCGCUUCCGUGGCAAUUGGCCUGGCAGGGGGGGGUCGGCUACCUCAGCAGGACUGUGGUUCAGGUCCUCUUCAAUCAAAUUUGUGCGCCAGCCGCUUGA